CAGUGACGAAACAGCGUCCGACGACCAUUGGUAAUAUUCCCGCGUGGUGGCGACAGAAGCUAAGUGAAAGUCAGUGAUGUGGACGGUGAAGGUGGUCGGCCUGGGUGUGGUGGCCCUCUCUAUCAGUGUGGAGCUGCUUGGCUGGCUCCUUCGCCGCCUCAGGCCUGGAAGAAUCCUCAAUGAGGUCCUCUUCUUUCCCUCGGAGAUGGCCUGCGUGGAGCACAUCUUCACUCCCUCUUUACCUCAUUCGUGUCUCUGCCCAUUGCCUCAUGGCGUAGAAACUUCUUUCUCCCUUCUUCUCCGACACAUCCUGUCUGCUUCCUCCUCUCUGGACUUGUGUGUCUUUGCCUUCUCCAACAUGGACCUGAGCAGGGCUGUACUAGCACUGUAUGGCAGGGGCGUCACCAUCCGAGUCCUCUCUGACAAGGACUAUGUGGCCAUUACCGGCUCCCAGAUAGGGAUCCUCCGCAAGGCCGGGAUCUGUGUGCGGUGCGACGUGGGCUCUGUGUAUAUGCAUCACAAGUUUGCAGUGGUGGACAGCCGGCUUCUCAUCACGGGCUCCCUCAACUGGACGCUGCAAGCAGUGCAGGGCAACAUGGAGAACAUCCUCGUCACUGAGGAGCCAAAACUGGUGCAGCCCUUCGUUAAAGAGUUCCACAGGUUGUGGGCACGCAAUGAUCCGGCCCAACGCCACCGCUAAAGUACCCAGGUUACCACUAGAACCAUCAAUAGCCAUGAUAAAUAUUGAGUCUGAGCUCAGGAACCUUUGAGGUAGGUGGUAUGUGUGCUAAAAUCAGCUUGGCCACAAAUUUCUACAGAAUUUGAUCUUUUCCUGUUUUGCUCUGUUACUUCUAGUUUUUGGAAGACUUGUUUAUGUUUAAGUGACAGUGUUACCGUUUAAGAUAAUGGACGUUUCAUGGCAGUUUAUUUUGAAUAUUUAUUUUAAAUAUGUAACAGAUAACUGUGUGUCAUUUGAUUCAACAGGCUGCAGUUCCUGAGUUCCUGUUUGAUUUAGGUUUUGUUAUAUUUUACAAAAACAAUGGCCUAAUCUUCUACAUUUUUAAUAUUUUGUAUGCUACACUUCAUUUGCUUUUUGAAAUAUCUCCAUUGAGGUGUCUUUCUUAAUGGUCAUUAUGUAAUCAAUAAUCUCUUACAUGAUACAUUUCCCCCCUCAUUACUAAAGGCUGAUGGCUAGGCUAGUCCAGAAUUUUAGUUUAAUGUCUUUAUUUAAAUAACAAUCCACAGUUCACCAUGUGUUUAAUUCUAGAUGAAACUAAAUGUAAAAACCCAGUGUAUUGUUUAGGGCGUGCUUCUGCGGUCUCAGGGACUAUGUUUUGCCAAGCACCAAUAAAAACCCUCUUUCACACUGCA
Molecule: messenger RNA, 1371 nt
Organism: Morone saxatilis (striped sea-bass)
Lineage: Eukaryota; Metazoa; Chordata; Actinopteri; Moronidae
Gene: pld6
Product: phospholipase D family, member 6
Exons: 4
Coding region: 77-700 (207 amino acids)
Biological process (GO): piRNA processing
Cellular component (GO): mitochondrion
Molecular function (GO): RNA endonuclease activity producing 5'-phosphomonoesters, hydrolytic mechanism
Source: RefSeq, a predicted model, not a curated record